Molecule: messenger RNA, 294 nt
Organism: Soboliphyme baturini
Lineage: Eukaryota; Metazoa; Nematoda; Enoplea; Dioctophymatida; Soboliphymatidae
Source: the annotation of a GenBank genome assembly
AUGCUCGACUCAUCUUUUGAGUUGUUUCUUCUCACCUGCCAGUGCGACACCCUUGAAAUUUUGAAGGGGCUGGAGCGAGUUCUCUGCCUAUUCGACAGCUGUCGUACUCCUUGGGACAUUGUUCGCCAUUCACCAUUCCCGUCCGCCUUGUUCAUCAUUCCCUAUUUCACCCUCCAACCCGAGUUUCCUGCCCCGCCUGUAGCUCUGGUUGACUGCACGAAGGAGAUACUUUCGAGAGUGCUCUUGGGUCUGCGAGUACUCUUUUGCUUACUUCCUCUUCCCUUCGAGGACUAA